AUGUUGAUCCGCAGGGAGCGGGGGCAGGGGGAGCAGGGGGAGCAGUGGUCAUGGGGGAGGGUGGAAAGAGCAGCAUAUUUGGUAGAGGAGGCGAUGGCGGGGCGAUGGGUGCCGCUGGAGGCGGUGAGGGAGGAGGGCGGAGGGGCGGCUGCUAAAUGGGUGGUAUGGUACCGCCGGGGGGAGGGCGUGCGGGCCGCCAUGGUGCUCGCGCUGCUGCUGCUGCCGUUCUUCGAGCUCCCAGCAUGGUGCACGACCAAUCCCCCAUCCCCUGCUCCCUGCGGCGACCCUUCUCUCUAUGCGCUCAGUGGCCUGCCCUACAUGCCGCACUCCCUCACUCUCCUCCUCGAGGCGGUGUGUGUGGCGAUGGCGCUAUGCUUCCUGGCCCUGCAGCACUGCAUCCUAGGGGGACCCUCCUUCUGGCGCAACCAUGUUGCUCUAUACAAGCUCACAGCAGCACUGGGGAUCAUCGUUGACCGGGUUUUCUCCACCUCACUCCGUCAUCUCGCCCCUGACCUAGCGGCCCGUGUAUUUCCUGUGCCCAUCGCUCCCUACCUUCGCGUCAUGCUCGCCAUUCUUUUCAGCAGGUCCAUUCGAGGCUGUUUCCGCACCACGCUGCGCAUCAUCGCUUCCUUCCUCGACAUUGCAAUCCUCCUCACAGUCUUCGUGGUAUCAUUCGCCUGGCUCGCCUACAUCAUCUACGGCGCGCCCUUCCAAGAACCACCCACAAUCACCGGCACGGAAACCAUCACCUCCACAAUCAACCCCACUUCCCCACUCUCCACCUCCUCCUCCUCCUCCUCCUCCUCCUUCUCCUCCUUUCCACCCCCUUCCUCACCUCCCUCCUCGUCCUCCUUCUCCUCUCUCCCAGCGUCCCUCCGGGCCAUGUUCAUCCUGCUCACCACGGCCAACAACCCCAACGUCUGGCUGCCCGAGCUCAACGCCUCGCGCCUCUCCUUCCUCUUCUUCGCCUCCUACCUUGCGCUCGGCCUCUUCUCCAUGAACCUCGUUCUCUCCGUCAUCUACUCCUCCUAUAGCUCCCAGAUGGCAGUGUGGGAGCACAAGCAGGUGACAGCAAGGGAGGCAUGUCUGCAGGAGGCCUUCACUCUUCUGGACGAAAGGAGGCAGGGGUGGGUGUCAGCUCGAACCAUCACACAGCUGCUUCGAGCCAUGGAGCCUUUCAAGUCCCACCCGCACGCAGCAAGGCACAUGGCGUCGCUCUUCUUCCGCCUGGACACGCGGGGCGACCUGCGCAUCUGGGCAGACGAGUUCCAGGGGCUGUGCCACGCGCUCGCGCUGCAGGCCUCUCUUUUUGAGGCGCCUCCGAAGCAAUGGUUCCACGGGUUGUGGUUGUGGUGUGGCAUGGAGCAGCAGCAGGCGUCUGGGUUGUGGAGAGCUGUUGGGCAGCAGGCACGGCACAUGCUGGCGACAGGAACUGGGGGUUGGGGCGAAGGGGAGGGGCAGGGGGAAGGGGGGUGGUGGGGGAGUGGUGUGUGGGGGAGUGGUGUGUGGGGGAGUGGUGUGUGGGGGAGAGGGAGAUGGGAGGGUGGAGUGGAAGAGAGAAUGAGGGUGGGGGAGAGGGGAGCGAUGGAAGAGAGAGCAAGGAGAAGUUUAUCCGCAGUGGCAUCUGCUCCUUCUAUGCACGACUUUCUCAACGACUCUGCUUCAGCCGGUCAACUGUCUCAACGCACGGCCACUCAUCAGCGCAUCUUCCAGGCAGCCUUUCAGUACCCCUCUCAACCCCCUGCCACCGCCUACUCCGCCUCAUCCUCCCACCAAUUCACCUCCUCUGCUGCUUCUUCUGCUCGAAACCCAACCCGGCACAUCUUCCCUGAUCGCCCGUCUUCCCGGCUUGCUGCUGCUUCGACCGAGGUGAUGCGUUUGCAACAUUCCAAGGCGGCGCAGGGAGUGAGAGAUGGGAUGGUGGCGGGUGAGUGCGCAGCAGAGGGUGAAGCACAGCAUCGCCACAACUGCCGCGAUUUCCGCGAUUGGGCUGACUGGCUUUACGAUCAGCGGUGGCAGUUUGAGGGAUGGAAGCAACAGCAGCAGCAGCAGCAGCAGCAGCAGCAGCAGCAGCAGCAGCAGCAGCAGCAGCAGCAGCAGCUGCAGCAGCAGUACGGUCGCAGAGAGCGCCAGGCUGAGACAAACGGCACGGGCGUUGGCAUCCUCCUCUCCUCCAUCACUAUCCCUGCGGCAGCCAUUGCUGCAGUCAUCAUCGCACCCCUCUCCUGUCCCGCCACCACAUCUCCCACCAUCACCAUCGCUAUCACCACCCGCAGCAGCAGCAGCAGCAAGUGCACGGAAUGGUGGUGUGAGGUGUUCGGGUGUGCAGCAGCAGGGGUGGGCAUCAAGGGCGGAGCAGCUAGGGCUCUUGCUCACAUUGCUACUCGUGACAGAAGCACACAUGGGCAUCACUGGUAUCGAUCCACAGCUCCUCAUUGCUGCACAAGUCUUGGCAGGGCAAGCAUGCCUGCCCAUCUCUCUGAUGCGCUACACUGGUUGCAAGCUGCACUUCUCUUCCGUUGCCUCCCCCUCCUCCCAUUCUCCCACUACCUCCCCCGCCUGCACCUCCUCCUCUCCACCCUCGCCACCCUCCUCCCCUCCAUCCUCCCCAUCCUCGCCCUCCUCUUCACCACCCUCUCACUCUUCUCACUCGGCGGCACACACCUUUUUGGAGGCCUCCUCUCUGCAAACCACCCCCAGCUCCGCACCACAGACUACUUUCAAUCCGGCUUCCUUCCACUCAAUUUCAACGACUUUCCGGCGUCCAUGGCCGUAGCUUUCAACCUGUGUAUUGUGAACAACUGGUAUGUGAUCAUGGAUGGGGUUGCUGCAGUUCUGCCAGCAGAGGAGAAAUGGAAGGCCACGAUGUAUUUUGCGCUGUUUUACGUGGUCAUUGUGGUGUUUGUGCUGAAUGUGGUGGUUGCUUUUAUUCUCGAAGCCUUUGUGAAGGAGCUGAGGUUCCGGGGAGGCAUUUUAUAA
Closterium sp. Yama58-4 is the source of this 2979-nucleotide messenger RNA. Lineage: Eukaryota; Viridiplantae; Streptophyta; Zygnematophyceae; Desmidiales; Closteriaceae. The record is from the annotation of a GenBank genome assembly.